Messenger RNA from Microsporum canis CBS 113480, 702 nucleotides. RefSeq lists its product as hypothetical. The record is from RefSeq and is a predicted model, not a curated record. Lineage: Eukaryota; Fungi; Ascomycota; Eurotiomycetes; Onygenales; Arthrodermataceae. Bases 1 to 702 code for a protein of 233 amino acids. The transcript is spliced from 4 exons.
AUGGCAGACGAGAUUGUUGACUACUGUACGCCUCUUAUGCGGUUGAUCACCUUGCUGCUGAUCGAAACAUAUGCACCGGCCAGAGCAGCUUUGAAGUACCAUCCCGACCGUGUCCCGGCCGAUUCCCCCGAACGGGCCGAGCGAACGAAAAAAUUCCAACAAGUGAACGAUGCCUACUAUACCCUGUCUGACAAGAACCGGCGGGGCGCAUACACCACAGCCCACAGCACCAAAUACUUCAAGGGCGCGUAUGCCACACCACCUCAAUCAGACGAAUAUUCCGCCGAGCAAUUUGGUUCUAUGUUUGAGGAAAUGCUUCGAGAAAAUGGCAUGAUGGGCGGUGGCCGUGGGGGCGUAGGUGCAAACACCAAGGCUGAAGGCGAGAAGUUCGACCUCCGUGCGAACGGCAGGUGGUUCUGGUCUAUCAUGGGCGCUAUCGGCGGUGCAAUCCUGGGAUUCAUCAUUGCCAACUUUACGGGUAUGGUGGCAGGGACGGUCGCGGGUAAUCGAAUCGGCGCCAUCAGGGACCGCGAAGGGAAGAGUGUCUAUGCCGUGUAUCAGGAGCUGCCAGCGUCCGACCGGACGAGGCUGUUGGGUCAGCUGGCUGCGAGAAUGCUGCAGUCUACCAGCAGAUCUGCAGCAUCCAACGAGGUCCUCGGUUCUAGAUCCUCCAAGUAUGAUCUCAUCGCUCUCCAAGUUUAA